Eimeria necatrix is the source of this 1674-nucleotide messenger RNA. Its product is annotated as ubiquitin protein, putative. Bases 1 to 1674 code for a protein of 557 amino acids. The record is from RefSeq and is a predicted model, not a curated record. Gene Ontology annotation, cellular component: cytosol. Gene Ontology annotation, molecular function: polyubiquitin modification-dependent protein binding. Gene Ontology annotation, biological process: ubiquitin-dependent protein catabolic process. The transcript is spliced from 10 exons. NCBI's taxonomy places the organism in Eukaryota, Apicomplexa, Conoidasida, Eucoccidiorida, Eimeriidae.
AUGGAAGACUUGGCACAGAAUCUGUCUAAAGAGGAGCAGCAGACAGCACAGCAGCAGCAGCCAGUGCAGCAGCAGCCACAAAGAGAAGACGCGCUCCGGCAGCAGGCAGGCGGCGAGCAGCGACCACAGAAGGAGCAGCAGCAGCUGCAGCAGCAGCAGCAGCAGCAGCUGACAGCAGCAGACCUUUCCUCUGUCUCACAGGCACUCGAGACGGCGGGAUCGUGCACAAACAGCAGCCACAGCAGCAGCAGCAACAGCAGCAGCAGCAAUGCCAACAGCAGCAGCAGCAACAACACCAGCAGCAAGGGCGCUGAGGAGCAGCAAGAUGAGGAGGAUGAAGAGGAGGACACUUCUUUUACGUUGACUGUACAGACGCUUGAGAGGAGGCAGCUGAGGGUUACUGCAUUUCCAGACUGGACUGCACUGCAGCUAAAGGAAGCCCUAGCGCCGCAAGUGCGCUACCCGCCAGGGGAGCAGCGGCUUGUCGUUAGAGGUCAUGUGCUGAGGGAUGAGGAAACACUGGAGUCCUUGGGGCUGCACAGCGAAGGGCCUGUUGUUCAUCUUGUGCGGAAUCCGCAGCGGCCAAGAAAUGCGGGUAUCCCCGGGGGCGCAACAGCAGCAGCAGCAGCAGCAGCACUUUCGCCGCAGGAACUGAUGAUGGAGCAGCUAGCCAGAUCUCCCCACAUGCAGCAGCUGCUGGGCAACAGCGACUUGAUGCAGGGGCUGCUGCAGUCGAGGUUUGGGGUUCGGGUGCUGCAGCUCUUUCGCUUGGGUAUGGACGCCAUGAGGAAUCCUUCUUUGUUGAGAGAGAUGAUCCGAAACACUGACAGGGCUCUGGCAAACAUCGAAGCCGUGCCGGGGGUAGCUCUUUUUGCUGCUGCUGCUGCUGCUGCUGCUGCUGCUGGCUUCGGGUUCAACGCACUCACUCGCGUCUACCGCGGAGUCCAGGAGCCCAUGCACGAAGCAGCAAUGCAAAUUGCUGCAGGGCUGCAGGGGGAGGGGGGGAGGGAUGGGGCUCUUGGGCAGGCAGCAGGUGCUGCUGGGGAUGCAGCAGCAGAACGCACUGACACGGGGCCCUCGAAGGAGGCCUUGCCGAAUCCCUGGGCACCGAGACGGCCCCAGCCACGUCAGCAGGUUCACCCGCAGCAGGCUGCACCUCAAGGCCAGCAGCAGCAGCAGCAGCAGCAGCAGCGGCCGCUGCAGCGACAGCAGGACACAACCGGGUUCCUUGAGGAGGCGCGGCGACAGCUCCUGCAGCAGCAGCAGGCAGCGAGCGCGAUGCCUUCACAGCAGGCCCAGGCGCCCAGUGUCCCAAGUGUACAGGCAUCUAAUGCUGCUGCUGCUGCUGCUGCAGCAGCUGCUGCUGCUGCCACUAUGUCUCGUGCAGCACCAGGAGUUUCCGGGACGCCGGCUCCGCUAUGGGGCUUCGGUGGACCCAGCGGGAUGGUUCAAGACUUUGAGAGGCUUAGUGUGGCGAGCCCCACAGCAACCGCGGCAGCAGCUGGAGCUGUGCAGCAGCAGCAGGGUCAGCAGCAGCAGCAGCAGUACGCACACCAGCUCGCGUCGCUGAAUGCCAUGGGCUUCUCGAAUCAGGCGGAGUGUUUGUGGGCACUGCAGCAGACCGGAGGUAAUAUAAACAGAGCAAUUGACUUGCUGCUAGCUCGUCACCAGUGA